Elephantulus edwardii (Cape elephant shrew) is the source of this 453-nucleotide messenger RNA. RefSeq names its product SET domain-containing protein 9-like. The record is from RefSeq and is a predicted model, not a curated record. The transcript is spliced from 2 exons. Lineage: Eukaryota; Metazoa; Chordata; Mammalia; Macroscelidea; Macroscelididae. Gene Ontology annotation, molecular function: protein binding. The coding region runs from base 1 to 453 and encodes 150 amino acids.
AUGACUUCCAUAACCCCAGGUACAGUUUAUCAGAACUAUGAGCCAGUCUUUUUCCAGUCCAUUGGAAAUCCAUCUAUUUUUAGAUGCCUGGAUGGAGUACUCGUUGAUGGAAACGACAAAGGAAUAUCAAAAGUAGUGUACAGAUCUUGCAAUGGCAGGGACCGACUUGGUCCUUUAAAAAUGAGUGACAGUACAUGGCUGACUUCAGAAAUGUCCAAUCCACUGGCCAUUGGACAGUAUGUUAACAACUGUUCAAAUGACAAAGCAGCUAAUGUCUGUUAUCAGGAAUUUGAUGUGUCUGCAGUUUUUCCUGUGGAACUGAUGCAGUAUCUUCCAAACGUUGCCUAUAGCUGCAACAAACAAAGCCUACUUCGAUGUGUUGUUCUUGUUGCUCUCAGGGACCUAAAGCAAGGAGAAGAGCUCUUUUCAAAUUACUACACAAUUGUCAGCUAA